This is a messenger RNA of Theobroma cacao (cacao), 1668 nucleotides long. The record is from RefSeq and is a predicted model, not a curated record. NCBI's taxonomy places the organism in Eukaryota, Viridiplantae, Streptophyta, Magnoliopsida, Malvales, Malvaceae.
AAUAAAAAAAAAAUCCCAGAAUCUUCCCGCGUCUUUUGAUUUCGGUAGACAGAAAUGUCCGCCGGCGAAAACCGAGCAGCAUCAGCAGCAGCGACAGAUACUUCAAAUGAUGAAUCGUUAAGGCUAGCCGUAGCCAUAUCUCUCCUCCGAUCAAAGUUUCUCCAGCGCCAUCAUCCUCCUUCCCAAUCCGACGCUCUUAAAUGGAAGCGAAAGGCAAAGGAGCGAAAGCAAGCGAUUCUCAGACUCAGAGACGAUCUCAAGGAAGCCGAAGAUGCUUCGCAAUGCGAUCUUUUCCCGCAAACUGCUUCUUGCAAGUGCUAUUUCUUCGAUAAGAUGGGGAAAUUAAGCCCUAAUCGACUCGGAGACGCUUCUGAUCGUAGAUUCAAUGAUGUUCUUCGCCGAAGAUUUCUCAGACAAGUUCGAUUGAGGGAAAGAAGGAAAAGAGCUGCUUCAUCUCUAAAAGGGCGUGUUUUAGGUGCAUUUAUAAAACCUUUCUGGACCCUUUGCUGUAAUGAUGAAGAUCAAGCAGAGCAGCUUAAGGCUUCAAUUGAUUUUCUUGUGGAGCUUUGUGAUACAAGUUCUCCUGUUCAAGAAUCUAAAUUCGAAAAUUGGUCUCACCAAGCUGUGGAAUUCAUUUUAGUGGCAUUGAAGAAUCUAUUAUCGACGGGAAGGAACUUGGAAUCCAUCGAAGGAGUUGUUAGCAGCUUAAUUAUGCGUUUGGUUAGACUGAUGUCUUCUCCCUCAAGAGGAGAUGAGGCACAUCACAGUGACACCAAUUCCCAGUUCUACAUUCAACAUUUGCUUCGUAAGCUUGGGUGUGAACCCUACAUUGGACAGCGUGUAAUACUUUCAGUUUCUCAAAGAAUAUCUGUACUCGCAGAAAGUUUACUUUUCUCAGAUCCAUUUGAUGAAAAUUUUCCUGCUAUGCAUGACUGCAUGUUUGUAAUGAUCCAGCUUAUUGAGUUUUUGGUAUCAGACUACCUGUUAACCUGGUCAACAAAUGAAGGCUUUGACAAUAUUCUUUUUGAAGAGUGGGUGACAUCACUUGUCCAGGCACGGAAAGCUGUUGAAGUUCUAGAGAGCAGAAAUGGGCUGUAUGUGGUGUACAUUGAUCGAGUCACGGGAGAAUUGGCUAAACUCGUGGGUCAGGUUCCAUUGUUGCAGAAGCUCAAUUCAGAUAUUUUUGAUGCCCUUUUCCGUUAGGGUAUCUGCAAUGGGAGUCACAUGCCUGAAAAUGCUUCAAACUUUUUUGGUUCUAGUUCUGGGAUAGCAAACUGUAAACCAUGCUUAAAAUGGAAAACAAGUUUCAAGCGUUUUAUCCCCUUGAGCACUUUUGCAUUUUAAAUGGAACGAGAAUAGCAUCUCUUUGGUCUUUGCUCAGUUUGAAAAUUGGUGAUAGAAUAAAGUAUGGGAUUUGCGACUUUGCCUCAAAUUUACGUACAGGUUUUAAGCCAGGGUCGUAGCGGCUGAAGCUUCAAGGUAGUGGUACCUCAGCGCGUCUCUUAGGCGGCUGCGUGUGUCAGCGUGGUUGACUGCUUGAAUUUCAUACCGUGUUGGAAAACCAUUUUACCUGUGAGACUAGUAUGAUUCUAACUUCUGAAUUAUUUCUGCGCUGCAUCAUUACUUUGAAUAUAGUGAAUUAAAACAUAUCAAGUGUUUUUAGAGUUC